CGUCUCAUCUCAGAGAACGACGUUACUCUCUAGCUACCGCGGCCGCCGAUCUAUGGUACCCGGGAGGACUGGUUCACUUUACGACUUUUGCUGCCGGAGUACGGCACUUUCUGGUUCCUUAUUCACUUCACGUUCAACAUGGCGUCGGGCAGCGGGACUAAAAACCUGGACUUCCGUCGGAAGUGGGAUAAAGAUGAAUAUGAGAAACUUGCAGAGAAACGGCUCACGGAAGAGAGAGAGAAGAAAGAUGGCAAACCGGUUCAGCCUGUCAAGAGGGAACUUCUGCGGCAUCGAGACUAUAAAGUGGAUCUGGAAUCCAAGCUGGGGAAAACCAUUGUCAUCACCAAAACUACCCCUCAGUCAGAGAUGGGAGGAUAUUACUGUAAUGUAUGUGACUGUGUGGUGAAAGACUCCAUCAACUUCUUGGAUCAUAUCAAUGGCAAAAAGCAUCAGAGGAAUCUGGGCAUGUCCAUGAGGGUGGAGCGCUCCACACUAGAUCAAGUGAAGAAACGCUUUGAAGUGAACAAGAAGAAAAUGGAGGAGAAACAAAAGGAUUAUGACUUUGAGGAGAGGAUGAAGGAGCUCAGAGAGGAGGAGGAAAAGGCCAAAGCCUAUAAGAAGGAAAAACAGAGAGAGAAGAAGAGAAGGGCAGAGGAAGACUUGACAUUUGAAGAGGAUGAUGAAAUGGCAGCUGUGAUGGGUUUCUCUGGCUUUGGCUCUACCAAGAAGACUCACUGAUCAGCUCUGGACUUUACCCUUUCUUGAUAAAGAUUGUUUAUACCCCCAGGACUCUGGAAAACUCUUUAAAGACUUGACAGAGAAUUUGUAUGUAAUUCUCCCACUAGAUGUUGGCUGGAGGAGUUGGGAAGCAAUUCCACGCUCAACCUGUGCUGCAGAACAAGCUCUGUCCCCAGUCAUUAGUGCCCUACUGCCUACAGAGAUACCAUAACCUUAGCCUAGCUGGCAAACCUCUAAAUUCCAAAUGAAGAGACCUUUCAAUUAGCCUCUUCUCCACAAACUCCCCCCGUCCCAUCCUGCAGUAAAUUCUGUGGAGUUCUCAUGGUUUCUGUCUCUGAUUCUUUUCAUCUUUUGUGAGGAGUCUGCAAGCUGAACGUUUCUUCUGGAAACCUCAUUGGCCUUUAGCCACCUCAUCCUUUGUACUAGUCCUGGCUGCUUGUCACUCUGUGUUCUGUGGCCGUGUGUGUGUGCGCGGGGAAACAUUCUGUUGGGUACCUUUUAGUGUUAAACUAAUAAAAUUCUGUACAGAUGGUAUGGUUCAGGAAUUGCUUGUCCAGCUGAGAAAUGGGUACACUUUUUGUUUGCUUAAAAUACAGAGAAUUCUUUACAUUUUUUUAGAUGUGUAUCAAAAGGAAUUACACUGUAAUGAGUGUUAAAUAUGGAUAGUAUAGGUUGAAUUUUUAUUUCUUUUGUUGAGAAGAGCUUGAGACUUUUUGGACACUGCGUUUGCUGAAACUUCUUUUUGUAUUUUAUCUGCAAUGGACUAUCUCUAUUUUAUUUUCACUGUUUUCCUUGUGUUCAGUGGUGUAAUCAGAAUUUCUUUAGCGUAGGUAAGAAAUAUCUUUCUGAGAUUUACCUAGGAUAGAGCUAAAGGGAAAACAGCAGAGAAAUAUGUGGAAUUUGCCUAAAAUAAAUAAUUUUUUGGAAACUA
Molecule: messenger RNA, 1669 nt
Organism: Chrysemys picta bellii (western painted turtle)
Lineage: Eukaryota; Metazoa; Chordata; Testudines; Emydidae
Gene: ZMAT2
Product: zinc finger matrin-type 2
Biological process (GO): mRNA splicing, via spliceosome
Cellular component (GO): U4/U6 x U5 tri-snRNP complex; spliceosomal complex
Molecular function (GO): zinc ion binding; nucleic acid binding
Source: RefSeq, a predicted model, not a curated record